CCACCGACUACAACACAAGAACCAUGUGUCGCAUAUGAAGGAAUGAGCCAAGGACAGACGAUUAAAGAUGAACUGAUCACGGAUAACAUGGGUAGAGGGGCUGAGGAUGUUAAACCCAGUAACGGUGGAUGGACGCCGCCAGGUGAUAACCCGUUUGUGCCUUCGACUACGUACAUCCAGAUCAUUCUCGGUGAUGGAGCUAUAGAGCUCAGUCAAGUUGGCGUGUCAGGAUCUGUGAAGACCUACACGAUCUCCUUUAGUACCGACCUAAUUAACUACGAAACCCUUCCGACGACGUUUGAGGGAGACGCAACAUUCCUCAAUUCGGUAUCAGUCCGCAGCAUACGAAUAUACCCGAUGACGUUGCUUCCGGGGCAAUCGCAACUAAACGUGACAAUAGAGUUGUAUGCCUGCUUCCUAGGUGAAGCCACCACCCAACCUGGAACAACAACUCAGCCAUCUACAACUACGGCACCAGGAACCACGACACAGCCACCUACAACUACGGCACAAAGAUUCACGACACAGCCACCUACAACUACGGAAGCCGACAGCGCACUACAAAUACUCAGCCCCUACAAACUAGCGGCGAGGAACACGACACAGCACCUACACUACUGCACAAAGAUUCACGGAGCGCAGCAGGCCACCUACAACUAG
Molecule: messenger RNA, 660 nt
Organism: Priapulus caudatus
Lineage: Eukaryota; Metazoa; Priapulida; Priapulimorpha; Priapulimorphida; Priapulidae
Product: mucin-13-like
Exons: 4
Coding region: 43-660 (205 amino acids)
Source: RefSeq, a predicted model, not a curated record